UCUUUUUCUUCUUCUUCUUCUUCUUCUCUUCUUCUUCUAAUUUGAUAUUGCUUCUCUGACUAUUCUGCAAUAAAACACACUGUCUUAUGCUAUUCUGCAUGCCCGAGUUGUAUUAUUAAAUCCUUUAUGAAUUAGCUAACGAUCUUUCAUAGAAAACAGCAAUAAUUAGAACCCCAAUCUCUAAACUGUUGUCGCCCCAGCUAUCACUUUAUCUUGGAGGAGUGGAUGACGGCCGAGGAAGACUCACUGGACAAGCUGAUCGAGUCGAGCAGUGUCAAGGACUUGGAGACUCUGAAAAGUUUGUUCUUCAGCAACGCCAAGCAACACAUCACAGACGAGCACUUGUGGGUCUCUGUCUUUGUCAGGCCGGACAGGAACCGUUUCAGCCGGGUGGAGCGAGUGGGGUGUUGCAUAACCUUUCUCCUCCUGGCCAUGAUCACGUGCGCCAUGUUUUACCAAGGGACGCAGGGGCUGGAUCGGGAACAGCCGCACAAGGAUCUGGAGAUCGGGCCACUCAAGCUGAGCUUUCAACAGCUGUACAGAUCUCUGGCGUCUGCUGUGAUCACGGCAAUCCCAAUGAUCUUCAUCGUGCUCCUCUUCCGAAAAUCUCACUGGACCAAAAAAGGCAAAACCUCCUGCUGUGGUCGCGGGAAAAAGUACAACGACAACGAGGGUGGCGACGGGGACGACGAUGAGGAAGAUCUUGUGAGGUUAGAGGAGGCAAUGACGGAGAGGUCAGAGGCUGAAGGCAGCGAGACGGCGAAGGAGGGUGAUGGACAGAAUGAUGAAGUGAAUGACGAGACAGGAGACGGGACGACGGAAAGAAUGUCUGGAGAUGUCGGCCGUGACACAGUUUCUGAUGACAAGGUUUACUCCAAAAAAGAUACAGGGGGUUUGGACAAUCCUGCCUUUGUGAGGGAUGAAAGUUUUGACAGAAUUUCCGAACGAAAAUCCCCGACAACUGAACUUGAAGGGAAGCCGUACAAUGACAAAGAGGAAAAACCUGACCCCCCUGGAUGCUGUGCCAAGAUGCCGUGGAUGAGAAAACUGGAGAGGCAACUGGCAGAGCUAGAGAAAAUACUCCUCACCAAACCAGACGCUCUCCAGUUCUCCGACAGCUGGCCCUACGCCUUUAGGUACGUGGCUUGGGCCAUCAUCGUCUUGACCAUCUUCACGUGCAGCUUCUUCGUUGUCCUGUACAGCAUGCAGUGGGGGAAGGACAUCUCCGAGGAGUGGCUGUCCACCUUCUUCCUCUCCUUCCUGCAAUCUCUGGUCGUCGUAGACCCUGUUAAGGUUGUGAUGCUGUCUAUGCUGCUGGCCAUCUUCAUACGGAAGGCCAAUGUCCAAAGUGUGGAUGAGCUCAGUCUCCGGGUAGUGUCUGAUGUCAACAGAGAAUACGGGAUCAAAGAAAAGACGGACCCACCCCGCUCCUACGUGUCGUACACAUCCACGAUGACGGAGGAGGAGCUGCGUGAGGCCACGCUCAAGAGAAAAGUGCACGUCAUGGUCCGCACAGUUCUGCGUGAGCUGGCCAUGCACCUGGUGCUCCUGCUGCUCGUCUGCAGUCUGUGCUACACCAACCGGGGCACCAACGACUACCACAUGCACAGGAUGAUUUACAACGACCUGGUGGAACCCAAGUACACGGGCUUCAAAUAUGUGAACUCGACGUCGGACUACUUCCACUGGCUAGAGAACGUGGUGACUCCCUGGUUGUUCCCCGACCAAAACUACAAGGGCGAGUCCAUCAUCUCCGAGGACCGCCAGUUCACCGCCGUCUGGGAUCUCUAUAGGCUGGGGGCGCCCAGGCUCCGGCAGUCGCGCAUGCCCAAAACUAAAUGCGACUCAACCCGUAUUCCAUACGGGCCGUGCGUGGACGAGUACUCUAUCGAGGACGAGGACACCACGGAGUAUUGCUUGGGCUGGACCAGCACACCGUGCCCACAAGUUGACCAGCUGAGGAUCACGGCUGGCUCCUGGUACUUCCAGUCCGCGCUGGACAUCUGGGGUGUGCCCAUAGCCGGGGAGUACAGCAUCUACGGCGGGGGAGGGUACAUCGCCAACCUGGACAUCAACUCCAUGAUUGCCCGAGCGACGCUGCAGCAACUGAAGAAAUACCUGUGGGUGGACAGACAGACCAGGGCUGUGUUCCUGGAGUUCACGCUGUACGCGCCCAACAUCAACCACUUUGCCUAUGUCAUCUUUUUGGCGGAAUUCCCGGAAACUGGAGGAUUUGUGCGCUUUGCAAACGUUUAUCCAUUCCAAGUCUACAACCCUCCCGGUUUUCUCGGCACGUACAUCCAGAUCUGUGAGAUCCUGGGCAUUCUCUUCACCGUCAUCGGCUUCUUCUACGUCGUCCUGGUGUUCAGCAAAGAGAAACUGUCGGCUCUCAAAGACUUCUGGUUCAUGGUGGACGCUCUAGGGGUUCUCGUGGCCGUGCUGGCUGUCUCCAUGUACUCAACUCGUCUGACGUUUACAAAGACCGCAAUCGCCAAGAUGAAAGAGGACCCGACCAAGUUCGUCAACUUCCACCAAGUCGUCAUUUGGGACACGGCUUUCGUCGUCUGCUUGGCUUUUCUCGUCUCCAUUGUGUGCUUUAGACUACUGAAACUUGCAGGCUAUUCCAAGAAAACGAUGAGGGUCUACGUGGUCUUGAAAAUGGCUGCUCACGACAUGCCAAGCUUCUUUUUCUUUAUGUUUCUGUCGCUGGUGAGUUUUGCGCUGCCUGCUGUUCUGUUGUUCGGCAAAACGAGCCACCAGUACAAAAGUUUUGUCAACAGUAUGGCGACCAUGUUUACAGGAAUUCUUGGCAACUCCGGUUUCAAGGAAACCAACCUACCCGAGACCGAAAAGUACAUCACGAUCAUCUACUUCUGCCUGUUUGUGUCCGUGGAGUUCAUUCUGAUGAGCAACCUGCUCCUGGCCAUUCUGCUUGACCUGCUGACCGUCAACGCCCAGAGAGACAGUCCGGCGGUCCUCAGUGACCACGCCAAAAUCUUCUCCGUUCUCUGGGCAGCCAUCUUGAAAGCGCUUGGCGUGAAGCGAGAGCCCACCUCGCUGCUACAGUCCGGAAAGAGAUCUGAAGCGCGCCGAGAGGAGCGUCGUGCUGAGCCAGACUACGACGCGUGGAUUAUGAGGCUUGGUUACAGUAUUGCUAGGGGAGCUGUUUAA
Aplysia californica (California sea hare) is the source of this 3171-nucleotide messenger RNA. RefSeq names its product polycystic kidney disease 2-like 2 protein. Gene Ontology annotation, cellular component: membrane. Bases 226 to 3171 code for a protein of 981 amino acids. Lineage: Eukaryota; Metazoa; Mollusca; Gastropoda; Aplysiida; Aplysiidae. Gene Ontology annotation, molecular function: calcium ion binding; calcium channel activity. The transcript has 16 exons. Gene Ontology annotation, biological process: detection of mechanical stimulus. The record is from RefSeq and is a predicted model, not a curated record.